Messenger RNA from Cololabis saira (Pacific saury), 891 nucleotides. RefSeq lists its product as uncharacterized. Lineage: Eukaryota; Metazoa; Chordata; Actinopteri; Beloniformes; Belonidae. Bases 67 to 438 code for a protein of 123 amino acids. The transcript has 3 exons. The record is from RefSeq and is a predicted model, not a curated record.
CAACCCCUGGUGUCCCCCUCCAUCAAACGCUCAUCCACUCUGGAUUGAGGAAGACAGCCAGCCACCAUGAAGACUGCUCUGGCCCUGCUCGCCCUCAUCUCUCUUGCUUGCCACAGCAAUGCUUUAAAGUGUCACACAUGCGUGGCAUCCAGCGAGGACGACUGCAACCGACAGGGAUCUACUUCCUGUCCUCAGUACGCUGAUGCCUGCUCUACCAUCACAGGGCCAAACACUGUGAUGAAGUCAUGCUCAUAUAAAGCCUUCUGUGACAAGGCGCACAGCAGCAGCUCUGGAGCCAAGAUGGAGUGUUGCUACGGCGAUGAUUGCAACGGGCCCCAUCGGAGUCACAGCCACGGGAAUCAAGGCAAAGCUUUAGCAUCCAGCCCAGUCUUGCUGACCACAGUCCUGCUGCUGCGCGUGGCCUUUAGUCAGCUGUGAAGUCCUCAACCUCAUGGUCCUCCACUGAUUCCUUAACAGUAACUGUAUAUUCAAGUUCAAAAGAGGAUUUGAGUUCUUGCCGUUUGAGAAUGGGGUGAAAUCAAAACAAACAUGAUCCUGAUUGCCGUGGUGGUAUGGGAGAGAAGCACAGUUUUUGUCCCACAAAUACAAGCUGCAUUUCAGCAAAUUCCUGUAUUUGAAUCUUUUUAUCACCUGAAACUUGAAUUGUAUUUUCUAAAGUGGUAUGUAUGACUUCAGAUGUCAUAAUGAUGCACAAAAAAUGUGUAAGUAUUUGUGGUGAAUGUAUGAAAAUGUGAUUUUGGUGCAUGCUCCAGUACACUAUUUUCUUUAUACAGUAGCACUGUAUUAUACCUUGUAUCAUUGCUGUGGUAAUUUGUUCAUUUUUGUGCUUUCAAUCUCUUUUGAAUAAAGGUAUGGUCACAUGUACAGUAA